UGGACUGAGUUUAUUUUUUGUGUGCUAUUUGUUCCUCCUGCCACUAGGUGGUGUCUUGUUCUAAAAUUUAUGGUAGGCAUGUGACACUUACAGGAAGUCACCUUGAACAUUUGUUUUCAAUCAGGCCAGUUUGGCAUGGUAGAUUGAGCAGCUGGUGAAUCCAAGCUCAUCCUCUUUUGAUAUCACGUGUAGAAGCAUCGUCUUUUUACACCUUUGCAUGCUGUCAGUUUUAAUAAAUCUACAAAUCUGACCAGUGUGUUAUGGGAGUUAUCUGUCUGUCUAAUUGAAGAAGGGGAACUCUUUAAUGAGGGCAGAACAGUAAAAAGACGGACUCAACAGUGAUCUCUACCACAGUGAGUAAGAUAUCCGGCCUGUUCUACAUCUACCAGUUUCAAGAUGUCGGCAAGAGAAGAAAGGAGUUAUGAAACAAGGUCAGAGUGUUCACGUUCAUCUAAAACAUCAAAAUCAUCGAAGCACUCUGUGAGAUCUGCAGCUAGCUUGGCUGCAUUGGAAGCACGAGCUAAGGCAGAAGCUGCUCGGGCAAGAGCAUUGCAUGCACAAAGGGAGAUUGAUGUUAAGGUGAAAAAGGCUCAACUGAAAGUAGAGGAGACCCUUCUUGAUGCCACAUUGGAAGCCAUACAGCAAGAGAAGGAGGCCGAUGCCGCUUGUGCUGAAGCUAAUGUAUUGGAAUCGGCAGUGGACUUGGCAGCUAUGGGGGAGCUCACUGGAGUUCAUGAUGUCGACCCAGCCUCAUCCUAUCAUUCAGCUGAGAGAACAGAGAAAUAUGUUCAAGAACAGUACGCUUAUGUGAAAUCUAAUCAACGCACAGACGAUCCAAAGCAAGAUACAAGGGCUGAUUUUAGUCCCUUAGCAGCUGUUAACCUCAACUCUAAUGAUGAUUAGAUACAUCAUGAGCCAAGCCAAGGUGAGAGUCAACGUUUGUCUGUGAAAGCCACAAUGCCAGCUGCAACAGCUGCUUAUUCAAAACGGCCGUCAGUGCAAUUCACACCAAAAAGAGAAGGUGGAUUUAUCGGAUCACACUCAGCAUCUGAACCAAAGAACCGAUGGACUCCCAGACAAGAUACAGUGGAUUACAUCUAUCCACAGGGAGGAGAAUCCAGUGCAAAUGUCUCAGUGCUGGGAAGGUUCUUAGCUCGCCGCGAGCUACUUACAGCUGGACUCACAAAGUUCAAUGACAGACCCGAAGAAUACUGGGCUUGGAGGUCUGCCUUCCGUAACGCUACUGAAGAUCUGGGUCUGAAGCCUAGUGAGGAACUUGACCUGCUGAUUAAGUGGCUUGGUCCGGAAUCUGCAGAUCAUGCAAGGAGAGUGAGAUCAGUUCGUAUCAACUACCCUCGUGAGGCCCUUAACAUGGUCUGGCAAAGAUUAGAGGAGGUUUUUGGAUCACCAGAGGCCAUGGAGACGGCUCUCUUUAACAAGCUUGAGCGGUUCCCCAAGUUCUCCAAUAAAGAACCCAAGCAGCUACGAGAACUAGGAGACCUUCUCCUAGAGAUACAGGCAGCCAAGGAGGAUGGGUUCCUGCCUGCCUUGGCUUACCUGGACACAGCGCGAGGCAUUAACCCUAUCCUGGAAAAAUUGCCAUUCAACCUGCAGGAGAAGUGGAUGGUGCACGGUACGAGUUAUAAAGAAAAACACCACGUCAUCUUUCCACCCUUCUCCGUGUUCGCUGACUUCAUUCGUGCAGAAGCAAGGAUGAGGAAUGAUCCGAGCUUUGCUGCCGCAGCUCCCAGCAACAUGACACCUAGAGGUGGGAAAUUCUUACCAAGGUCAGCUAAAACCCUGAUAGCCGUGCAUAAAACAGAGGUGGACAAUCCUGCUAAGGGGAAUGAGACCAUGGGUUCAGACAACCUGAAGAAAGAGUGUCCUAUACAUAAAAAGCCCCACCCCCUAACUAAGUGUAGAGCCUUUAGAGCGAAACCGCUGGACGAGCGUAAGGCCUUUCUUAAGGAGAAUGGCAUAUGCUUCCGUUGUUGUUCCUCAACCUUCCACCGAGCUAAGGACUGCAAGGCUAUCAUCCAGUGCUCUGAAUGCAACAGCGAUAAGCACAUUGCAACCCUUCAUGCUGGCCCUGCACCAUGGUUGACAAGGCCAGCUAGCGGCCCCUCCGAAGACCAUGGCGGGGAGGGAGAGGAAUCUACUCCUGCUUCAGUCACUACCUCAAUCUGCACAGAGGUCUGUGGAGACAGCGCAACAACCAAGUCAUGUGCCAAAAUCAGUCUGGUCUACGUAUAUCCUAAAGACCAACCUGAGAAGAAGACAAGAGUGUACGCCAUCCUAGAUGACCAGAGUAAUAGAUCACUAGCCAGGUCAUCGUUCUUCGAGAUGUUCAACAUAGCCGACAACACCUCGCCCUACACACUUAAAACUUGUGCAGGUGUGUCCGAGGCUGCCGGCCGCAGAGCCAGAGGGUUUAUCGUGGAGUCGGCUGAUGAAAAGACCAGUCUAGCUCUGCCUACACUCAUCGAGUGUGAUCAACUUCCUGAUAAUAGGGCGGAGAUUCCCACCCCAGCUGCUGUGAUGUACCAUCCACAUCUGAAGUUCCUAGCCUCUAAGAUACCUCCUCUUGACCCAAAGGCUGAGGUCUUACUUCUUUUAGGAAGAGACAUGAUUCAGGUGCACAAGGUCCUUGAACAGCGAAAUGGCCCCCCACAUGCUCCUUUUGCCCAGCGAUUAGCCCUCGGCUGGGUGAUAGUAGGGGAUGUGUGUAUUAAUGGUGCACAUGUACCUUCGCCUGUGAGCACCUACAGAACCUACAUUCUUGAGAAUGGGCGUCCUAGCAUUCUGUGUCCUUGUCUCAACAAGAUCGAAAUCAAAGAGAAGCUCAACCCCACUUACCAGUUCCAGAAUCCUUCUGUCUUAGAACAACCAUCCUUGCCAAAUGACAAAACGCGACUCAUGGGGGAGUCCAUCUUCUGUCACACAAAGGACGAUGAAAAGACAGCUCCAUCUAUGGAAGAUAUUGCUUUUCUGAGAAUUAUGGAGAAGGAACUGAAACAGGGUGAUGACAACAGCUGGCAGGCUCCACUCCCCUUCCGCAACCCACGCCAGCGUCUGCCAAACAACCGCAAGCAGGCAAGGACCCGUCUCGCUACAGUCACCAGGACACUUAGGAAACACCCGGAGAAGAGAGAGCAUUUCACUGAGUUCAUGAGCAAGCUCUUCGAGAAUGGACAUGCUGAAGUGGCACCACCUUUACGACCAGAUGAGGAGUGCUGGUAUCUACCGUUCUUCGGAGUAUAUCAUCCUCAGAAGCCUGGAAAGGUGAGAGUGGUAUUCGACUCCAGUGCACAACAUCAAGGGGUGUCCCUCAAUGAUGUUCUCCUCACGGGCCCAAACAUGAACAACAGUUUGCUCGGGGUACUGCUGCGGUUUAGGAGGGAGCCAGUGGCAGUGACGACUGACAUCCAGCAGAUGUUCCAUUGUUUUGUCGUACGUGAGGACCAUCGGAACUUUCUGCGCUUCCUCUGGCAUCGCAAUAAUAACCUGGAUGAUGACGUCAUUGAGUACAGGAUGCGCGUACAUGUUUUUGGAAAUAGCCCAUCACCAUCCGUGGCCACAUACGGGCUACGAAGAGCUGCUGCAGAGGGAGAGAGGGAGUAUGGCACAGAGGCCAGGCUGUUUGUUGAAAGGAAUUUCUAUGUUGACGAUGGCCUUCUGUCUGUCCCUUCAGAAGAGGAAGCCAUCACUCUUCUUCAUAAUACUCAAGACAUGCUGGCCCUCUCCAACCUCCGGCUUCACAAGAUAAUGUCAAACAGGGUGGCUGUGAUGAGAGCCUUCCCUCCUGACGAUCUGGCUAAGGGGAUGAAAGACCUGGAUCUCAGCACAGACCCCCCUCCCAUGCAGAGAAGUUUAGGGGUGAGCUGGGACAUUUCUGAUGAUGUGUUUACCUUCCAAGUUGCUGAUGAGGAGAAGCCUUACACCAGACGUGGGGUCCUUUCAACAGUAAAUAGUCUGUUUGACCCGGUGGGCUUCGCUGCACCUGUAAUCAUCCAAGGAAGGUCCAUACUGAGGGAGCUCACCACAGAGUUAUGCGACUGGGAUGCCCCUCUUCCUGAGGAAAAGUACAGAGACUGGAAACUGUGGAGGGAUUCUCUGAAGGAGCUUGAACGGCUUAAGAUCCCGCGCCAAUAUACCUCCACCUCUCUCCGCCAAGCAGGGAAUAAGGACCUGUGUGUAUUCUGUGAUGCUUCCACUACUGCUAUAGCUGCUGUUGCUUAUGUUAGGACAACCACUGCGAACGGCAACGUGGAGGUUGGCUUCGUAUUCGGCAAGGCGAAACUUGCUCCAUGUCCAGAAACAACAGUUCCAAGGCUCGAGCUGUGUGCUGCGGUUCUGGCGGUAGAGGUUGCAGACGCAAUUGUAGAUGAGAUGGACACCAUCUUUGGCGCCGUGACCUUUUACUCGGAUAGUAAAGUGGUCCUAGGCUACAUUCACAAUGAAUCGAGACGAUUCUACGUCUAUGUGAGCAACAGGGUGCAGCGCAUUAGGAGGUCAACAAGCCCUAAACAAUGGAAGUACGUGCUCUCCGACCAAAACCCUGCUGACCACGGCUCUCGAGCAGUCCCAGCAGGCAGCCUAGCUCACACCACAUGGCUGCGUGGACCACCAUUUCUGUUGAUGUCAGCUGAUGUUGAACCUACACCUAGUUCCUUUGACUUGGUCAACCCUGGCUCUGACUCGGACGUCCGCCCACAGAUCACUUGUCAUUUCAACAGGGUUACCAGCGAAAAACUUAGCCCUAUGCGUUUUGAGAGGUUUUCCAGCUGGCGGUCACUCAACCGAGCGAUUGCUAAGCUCAUGCAUGUUGCCCACUCCUUCACACAGGGGAACAGCUGCAGGGGUUGGCAUAUCCAUGAAGGGCCCUGUCCCACAGAAGACUUGGAGAAAGCGAGAAACGUCAUAAUUCGGGCUGUCCAACAAGAUGCCUUCGCGGAGACAUUGGAAUGCAUUCGGGAAGGAAAAGCCAUUCCUAAGCAAAGCUCACUCCUCAGCCUGUGUCCUUACCUUGACAGUGCGGGCAUUCUCAGGAUAGGAGGACGCCUGUCCAAGGCAAACCUGGAUGGAAGAGAGGUUAGUCCUGUAAUCCUACCUGGGCAGAGCCAUGUCACAACUUUGCUCAUCCGGCACUAUCAUGAGCAGUUCCAGCACCAAGGACGGCACCUCACCGAGGGUGCUGUGAGAGCGGCAGGCCUGUGGAUUAUUAGUGGGAAACGGCGCAUCAGCAGCAUCCUUCAUCACUGCGUCACAUGCAGAAGGCUACGCAGGAAGAUGGAGACUCAAAAGAUGGCCGACUUACCUGCGGACCGCCUCAGCGAAGAUCCUCCCUUCUCAUUUGUGGGUGUGGACGUUUUCGGACCAUGGAUGGUCACAGCACGGCGGACCAGAGGAGGACUGGCUAGCAACAAAAGAUGGGCUGUGCUUUUUACGUGCAUGAGCACCAGGGCCACACAUAUAGAAGUACUAGAGUCAAUGGACUCUUCAAGCUUCAUCAAUGCUCUAAGGCGGUUCUUCUCAGUCAGGGGGCCUGCGAAACAGAUCAGAAGUGAUUGUGGCACCAACUUUGUCGGGGCCUGUAAGGAGUUGCAGAUAGACUCUGUGACUAGCGACAAGGAGGUGCAGGGAUAUCUCAGUGACAAUGGGUGUAAGUGGAUCUUCAACCCACCACACUCUUCGCACAUGGGGGGCAGUUGGGAGCGGCUAAUUGGACUGACAAGGCGUAUCCUGGACUCGAUGCUGUUGAAGGUCAGCCCAGCAAGGCUCACGCAUGAGGUCCUGACUACGUUAAUGGCAGAGGUCUCGGCUAUCCUGAACGCCCGUCCUCUGGUUCCUGUGUCCACAGACCCCGACGCCCCAUUCUUCCUGACACCAGCGACACUUCUCACACAGAAGGUCAGUGUCCUUCCUCCUCCCAAGGGUGAAUUUGAUGAGAAGGACCUCUACGGCAAGCAGUGGAGGCAGGUCCAAAGCCUCGCCAACACCUUUUGGCAUCGAUGGAGGACCGAGUACCUCCCCACUCUGCAGAGACGCAGGAAGUGGGAAAAGGAGAAAUGCAAUCUGAAAGAAGGGGAUGUCAUCCUCUUGAAAAAUGACCAGUUACAGAGAAACGACUGGCCCAUGGGCAUCAUCGUCAAGACCUUCCCCAGCACAGAUGGGAGGGUAAGGAAGGUGGAGAUCAAGACUACAAGGGAUGGAUCAAGCAAGACCUUUCUGCGGCCUGUCUCAGAGGUCGUCCUACUCCUCUCCCCAGAGACUGAUUAGGGUUUAUAGUUCCUUAACCCCCCUUGUUAAAGGUGGCAUCUUUUUAGAUACCAGGCGGGGAGUGUUCUGGACUGAGUUUAUUUUUUGUGUGCUAUUUGUUCCUCCUGCCACUAGGUGGUGUCUUGUUCUAAAAUUUAUGGUAGGCAUGUGACACUUACAGGAAGUCACCUUGAACAUUUGUUUUCAAUCAGGCCAGUUUGGCAUGGUAGAUUGAGCAGCUGGUGAAUCCAAGCUCAUCCUCUUUUGAUAUCACGUGUAGAAGCAUCGUCUGUGAGUAUUUUUGAAGGAUAUUGUUUGUACAAAUAUAUGAUGUUUAUAUUUUGACACAUUUAGCAAUUUAGUAAAGUAAAAAUUGUUGUUUAUU
Messenger RNA from Astyanax mexicanus (Mexican tetra), 6643 nucleotides. RefSeq lists its product as uncharacterized. Gene Ontology annotation, molecular function: nucleic acid binding. Lineage: Eukaryota; Metazoa; Chordata; Actinopteri; Characiformes; Acestrorhamphidae. The coding region runs from base 958 to 6279 and encodes 1773 amino acids. The transcript has 2 exons. The record is from RefSeq and is a predicted model, not a curated record. Gene Ontology annotation, biological process: DNA integration.